GUGGAAAUGUUCCUGAAGCGGGUUAGUAAACCUGAGGAGGAAGCCCCAUCCCAGCCAGUCACCCCUCAGGGUAAAGCAGAGGCAUUGUCUGUGAGCAGCAGCGACUCAGAGGGUCAGGAAGGUGUUCCUGCCACACAGACUGCAACGCUGAGUGCUGAAAACCAAAAGCCGUCGUCUUCCAGCACAGCCUGCACAGAACCUGGAGAGAGUAACCUUGAGGAGGUGGUGCAGGAUGCUGCAGGGAGGGCUGAGCAUGGAACUGGACGACAGCUUGUCUCUCUGGAUAUUCCCGAUUAUCUCCAAGCAGAAACAGAGGACACCAGCCAAGCUGUAGGUGAAAAAAGUACCACGAAGAAAAAGAAGAAAAGAAGAAGAAAUAAAAUUGCCCUGAAACCUAUACCUGCUGAGAUUGCUGCUGAUCCAGAGCUGGUCAAGUACUGGGCACAGCGCUACCGGCUGUUCUCUCGGUUUGAUGAGGGAAUUAAGCUAGACAGAGAGGGUUGGUUUUCUGUUACUCCUGAGAAAAUAGCUGAGCAUAUUGCUGUCCGCGUUAGUCAGUCGUUCAGCUGCGAUAUCAUAGUGGAUGCAUUCUGUGGGGUUGGAGGAAAUGCUAUUCAGUUCGCACUGACCUCAAAAAGAGUGAUUGCUAUUGAUAUUGAUCCCGAGAAGCUGAGUCUUGCGCGCAACAACGCGGAGGUGUACGGCGUGGCAGAUCAGAUAGAAUUCAUAUGUGGAGACUUCAUGGUGCUGGCUGCUGACCUGCAAGCAGAUGUUGUGUUCCUCAGCCCACCGUGGGGGGGACCUGACUAUGCCACUGCCGAAAUCUUCGAUAUCCAAACCAUGAUUUGCCCAGACGGAUUUGAAAUUUUCAGGCUCUCCAAGAAGAUCACCAACAAUAUUGUGUAUUUUCUACCUCGUAAUGCUGAUAUUGACCAGGUGGCUUCCUUAGCAGGCCCAGGAGGGAAAGUUGAAAUAGAGCAAAAUUUUCUCAAUAACAAACUGAAGACAAUAACAGCUUAUUUUGGUGAUCUAAUAAGGCAUGACAUCUGAACUCAGUGUGGAUUCUUCCAAACAUCCCUGACUGUGCUUUGCUUAAGCUUUUGUACAGCUGGCUGGUCAAAAAUGACUUAAAGCCAUUUUCCACUUUAAUUUCUGUUUACAGAAAUUUGUUCUUUUAUUCCUACUGUCAAUAAAUGUUUUAUAAUUAUUUUG
Messenger RNA from Acanthisitta chloris (rifleman), 1212 nucleotides. Its product is annotated as trimethylguanosine synthase-like. The transcript has 6 exons. Gene Ontology annotation, molecular function: RNA cap trimethylguanosine synthase activity. Gene Ontology annotation, biological process: 7-methylguanosine RNA capping; 7-methylguanosine cap hypermethylation. The record is from RefSeq and is a predicted model, not a curated record. NCBI's taxonomy places the organism in Eukaryota, Metazoa, Chordata, Aves, Passeriformes, Acanthisittidae. The annotation marks the transcript as partial. Gene Ontology annotation, cellular component: nucleus.